UUUCAGACUUGAACUUGUCGUUCUUGAUUACAUGGCUAAGAAAGGUUUCCAUCAGACGGGUAAGGUAAUUGCCAGAGAAAUAAUUGCUAAUCCAAAUCCUGUUGCUAUUAAUGCUCCGGAAGGAUUUCUGUUUGAGUGGUGGAAUAUAUUUAAUGAAAUACUCAGCUCUAGCUUCCCCUGAGGUUGCUCUACUCGCUGCCGAAUCCUUCAAUAAGGUUGAGCAGACAGUGGAUGCUAUUGUGCCUAAAAUCAAUCCUGAAAAUUCGACUUAUGUUCCUAAUCAUAUUGUGCCGAAACGUAAACCACUUGUGCGCUAUGACAAAUUAAUCAAACAUGACGUGGUUAGCACAUAUGAACCUCCCAAUGGGGUGUACAUGGUCACUCAAAGAGGAGUUAGUUACCUGUCAGAAUGUGAGAGCCCUUCCAACUUUGGGAACAACAGGUCUCUCCAACAAGCAUCUCAUCAAGGAUGGCCAUCUGUUGAUAAUGUAGCAGUUCAAACAUUGGAUAUGCUCAAACUUCCUGCCCCUGCAAGUUCUGGUGAUUUCUUUAGUAUGCUCACUCAAGCUGACUCGAGUGGAAAAGAUGCAGGAAUGCUUGGUGAAACAAAUCAAAGAACCUCGGAGAAUUUACCAGCUGACCAGCAAAUAAUGGCUCCUAUAGGAGGAAUUAUGAAAAUUUCUGGCAAGCAACCUGCAGUGCCGAGUGGCAGAAAGAGGAAAACUCUAUUGAGUUCUGUGGCAUCUGUAAGAUCAUUUUUCUGCAUCUACCUCUUGAAGCCGUUCAUGUGAUGGUGGUUGACACAUCGUUUUUGGAGAUUGGACUUCCCUUUCUUAGUUUGUUCUUGUCUAAGCUACUGUUGCUGGUAUUGCAAAGGACAAUACUAAAAGCUACUUCCCCCAAGGAGAUGGUGGUCUGGUUAGUGCAAGUAAUUCGAUCUAUGCUUUGAGGAAAAGAGCUGAUUUCAACCUUAUUACUUGCACUGAACAGUUCUGUCAAAAGUAGAUGUUGCAAACACCAUUAAUUUACCUCAUCGGAACCAAUCACUAACACUUGAGAGUGCCUUGGCGGAAAGUGCACGACUGGAACUUAUUGCCACCAGAGAACAGUUCAAAUAUACACUUUCCUUCACUAACAGACCAUAUUCGUGCACUAUCUUCGCACACGGAUGCCAGUUAAUUCCCACUCAUAUCCCAGCAGAUUGAACGAACGUCUUUGACGUGUCCCUAUAAAUCAAAGAAA
This is a messenger RNA of Lycium ferocissimum, 1242 nucleotides long. RefSeq lists its product as uncharacterized. The transcript has 7 exons. The record is from RefSeq and is a predicted model, not a curated record. Bases 111 to 791 code for a protein of 226 amino acids. NCBI's taxonomy places the organism in Eukaryota, Viridiplantae, Streptophyta, Magnoliopsida, Solanales, Solanaceae.